This is a messenger RNA of Hymenoscyphus albidus, 975 nucleotides long. The record is from the annotation of a GenBank genome assembly. NCBI's taxonomy places the organism in Eukaryota, Fungi, Ascomycota, Leotiomycetes, Helotiales, Helotiaceae.
AUGGCGACCCAAACACAGUCAAACCCGGAAUGGCAACAAGAAGUCAUAGAAGGAACAGCCUACGAACCCAUGCAACUCUUCAACGAGCCCACGCUCCCCAUCAGCCCAAUUUACCCAAUUAUCACCCUGGGAACUCCAAUCCCCCAAACACCUAGCGCCAAUGGCCAAGACUACCUCCUAGGAGGCUAUGCGCCAUCCAGCCCAGUUAACCACAUCCAACGAAACCAAAACAACCCUAGCUUUAUAGACAUUAGCACGCCAAACAACUCCCAAAGAAUCAGAGAAACCCAGCCUCAAGCCAAAAGACAAAGAAGCAACCAAUCCUUGAACUUAACCUCAAAAUACGCCCUCAUGUCCCACCCAGAAACCUCCGAUGACGCAAUUAUAGCAUCUAGGUCCCUUCUGUGUAAGGCGAUUGAGCUUGAAGACAACCAGCCCAAGAAACUCGCUCUCAUGGACCUACUCAACCUCUUCCGGGACUAUACCGAGGGAAAACCACUCAAAAACACAAUUACCACCCUUACCAACUCAGUCAACAACCUAGAGAACAUCGCAAGGCGCCUUCCUAAAAGAAGCUACGCAUCGGUAACCACAAACAACAAACCUACCACAGACACAGACACAGACAACAGUACUCAAGGCCUCAUAGACCGGCAACUCAACCACGCUCCUCCUCAAAAAACAAACAUGGACAAGAAGAGAGACGCUUUUAAAAAAGCUGCUACUGAGAAAAAGAAAGCCAUUAAAGCCCAGCGUCUCAUUCUCAUCGAAGACCACCUUCAACCAUUUAGCGACUUACAUCCAAUUACCCUCAGAGACACUAUUAACAAGGAAUUCAAAGCUCGUUUUAAUGUCAGCCCCGCAAUUAGCACAGUCUCCAGAUCACGAAACAACAACCUUGUCCUUACAGCAGCAGAAGAAUACAAUGCUAAAUUCCUGCUUGACAGAAUCGGAGCUAUCCAAAAGGUACUGUGA